Amblyraja radiata (thorny skate) is the source of this 2996-nucleotide messenger RNA. It is a transcript of the gene arhgef16, whose product is annotated as Rho guanine nucleotide exchange factor (GEF) 16. Gene Ontology annotation, molecular function: protein binding; guanyl-nucleotide exchange factor activity. The coding region runs from base 276 to 2417 and encodes 713 amino acids. The transcript is spliced from 15 exons. NCBI's taxonomy places the organism in Eukaryota, Metazoa, Chordata, Chondrichthyes, Rajiformes, Rajidae. The record is from RefSeq and is a predicted model, not a curated record. Gene Ontology annotation, biological process: activation of GTPase activity.
GAUCCACUAAGGUAACUAUGUUGUUGCCGAGCGGAAGCGCCGUCAUGUUGAUCAUAGAUUGGAGAGUUGCCUCAGAGUUGAGGCGUUUUCCUGAGUUUGGGACAAGGUGUUGGCGGCUUCCCCCAGGUACAGCGGCCCCGCACUAGCUACACCCGCGUGUCUCCCCCUCCUCACAUUACACCAUCUCCACAGGGGAGUUAUCGAUCAACACCUGAAUCCGGGUCACAGACGCGGACACCGCUGCCGGCAGGAGCUGAGCGAGGGAGUGAGAGCCGAUGGCUGGCGAGCAACAGAGGCCGGGGAUUCACCGUGGGGCUGGAGCCGUGUCUCAUCGGUACUCAGAUACCGACCUGGAGGAGAGGGCCCAGGCUCUGCUGCUGGAGCCCAGGCUUGGGUCGGACCUGCAGAUCAGCUCUGGCGUGGAGGGGCAGCGGUCGCCGAACGGUGUGGGAUUGGACAACCUGGGGCUGUGCGGUGCCAGCUCGAUGCCCUCGCUGUGUGAGGUGCCGCGCGUGGUGCUGAGCACGGAGAGUGCUGCGGCGUUGAAGCUGGGCCACCAGCAGCUGAUCCCCAACAAGCUGGCGGAGACCAGCAGACCCAGCAGGUGGCAGCGAGGCAGCUCUCCCACUGGACGCAGGGACAGCGGGCGCAGGGAGGUCCACAGCAUGCCCCCCUCCGACCUCUGCUACAUGGACGGCAAGGAGCCGAGCACCACCCUGCAACGUAACCGUCGCAACCAGUCCUACAAGGUGGCCACCGGCGGCUUCACCGACUUCACCAACGACAAGGAGCUACUGACCGUGCCCACGCUGGUGGCCGUGCCAGAGACGGCGGCACCGAGGCCCGCACGGAGUCCUGGCAGGAGCAAGCGGACCCUGGGACGGAAGAAAGGCACCCGGAACCGGAGCUCCUUUAAGGAUGACCCGCGGCUGUACCAGGAGGUGCGGGAGAGGGGGCUGGGCAUGGUCCCAGAGUCCGACGACGACCUGCUGGAGGACACGGAGCAUCUGGAAUCCCGGGAGUCCAACGAGAAGAUCGUGGUCCAGAACUACCGGCCGCCACAGAUGACCUGGAGCCAGUUGCCACAGGUCAUAGAGCGAGGGAUCUUGCAUACACUGUCAACUGAGGAACGCAAGAGGCAGGAGGCCAUCUUCGAGAUCAUCGUGUCAGAGUUCUCCUACCAGCACAGCCUGAAUGUCCUAAUCAAUAUGUUCAAGAACUCCAAGGAGCUGCAGAAGACCAUGACCACGACGGAGCACCACCACCUCUUCUCCAACAUCUGUGACAUCCAGGAGGCCAGUAAGAGGUUUUUUGAUGAGCUGGAAAUACGCCACCAGGAUAACCCAGUGAUCCGAGACAUCAGUGACAUUGUGGAGCGUCACGCAACACAUCACUUUGAUGCUUACAUUGUCUACUGUUCCAAUGAAAUGUACCAACAGAGAACCUUGCAGAAGUUACUCAUCUCCAACACGCAGUUCAAGGAGGUUCUGCAGCAGAUUCAGAGCAAGCCAGAGUGUGGAGGCCUCCCCAUCAUCUCCUUCCUGAUCCUACCCAUGCAGAGGGUGACACGGCUGCCCUUGUUGGUGGAUACUAUUUGCCAGAAAACCAACCGUUUCGAAGUGGGAUAUGAUGCAGCGACUCAUGCACUGAAGGCCAUCAGCAAGCUGGUGAAGUCGUGCAACGAUGGGGCUCACAAGAUGGAGAGGACGGAGCAGAUGUUCACCAUCCAGACACAGCUGGAGUUUGGCAAGAUGAAGGGCUUCCCGCUGAUCUCCACCUCGCGCUGGCUGCAGAAGCGCGGCGAGCUCCUCGCCUUUGCGGAAGAGUCCGGAAUCUUCAGUAAAGUGUUUGGGAAACAAACCAGCUUCCUCUUCCUCUUCAACGACGUGCUGAUCAUCACCAAGAAACGCAGUGAGGAGAGUUACACAGUGCAGGGCUAUGCCAUGUUGGACCAGCUGGAGGUGGAGGCCCUGGAGAACAAUGACUCGCCCCACUCCCCUCCCGGCAAGGGCACCGGGGGCAGCACCCCCUCCAACCACCUCUUCAAGAUCACCAUGAAGAAGAACAAUGCGGGGGAACUGGAGCACAUGGUCUUUGGCUCACACUCGCUGAGUGACCGAGCUCGGUGGAUCGAUGCCCUCCUGAAGAAGGAUGAUGACCGCAUCAGUAAAGAAGGCCUCCAGCAGGUGGAGAUCGUCAAGGCCCACCUCGCCAAGCAGCCCGACGAGCUGUCACUGCAGCCGGCUGACGUGGUAGUCAUUCUGCAGAGAGUGGACGGCUGGUACCACGGAGAGCGGAUCCGUGAUUGGGAGAGAGGCUGGUUUCCCGAGUCCUGUGCCAAGGAAAUAACCAAUCACAUUGCGGUGCGACGGAACGUCCAGCGAAUGGAGAGGCUGCGGAUCGAGACUGAUGUGUAGCCGCCCUCUGACCCCAGCCCACCUCCAGCCCCAGACCCUGCCCCACCACCCCAGCCUGGCAUGGGUCCCUCUAUACCCAGCCCUGGGACCCCAUGGCAUUGACCCCCCCCCCCCCUCCACGGCCUGGCACUGGGUCCCCUCUAUACCCAGCCCUGGGACACCAUGGCAUUGGCCCCACUCCUCAGCCUGGCAUGGGUCCCUCUAGACCCGGGGUAUCAUGGCUUGCCCUAGUUCUGGGCUAUACCCUGCACCUGAGGCAUCAGCAAGCCAUGCCCAUUGCCCCACCAUCAUGCAUUGGCUGGUGGACCACCCAGCAUCAUUCCCAUCCACUCCCUCUGCUGCCCGGGAUGGCUGAGGAAGGGGGUCUCAGCCAAUAUUUCUGCUUGUUCAGGGGGAUGGAUGUGUGCAGUGUUGUGUCCAGUCGACAUGUCCAGCAGAGGCAGCAACCGGCUUCAUGUUCCCACAAGUGCCCCGUGACAGUGACUGGAAGUGUUGGGUUUUCCCAUCGACAAGAUCACCCGCUCUGCAACACUUCCACUCAUGCACUUUCACUAAAGUAAUUAGCAAUUGUAUUUUAAA